AUGACACUUUCCCUAAUUGGAAUUGCAUUAUUAUCGCACUUUUUUGGUGAUCGUGCCAACAAAAGAUUAAAAGAAAAUAACUUUAAAAAAAAUAUUAAUAUCCUCUCCGGUACUAAGGCUGAUUGGUCUUGCUUUUACCUAGCUAAACAAUAUCACGAAGAAUGCGACGAUAUCAACAGAGGAAAUGAUUAUAUGGAAGGUUUGUGUUUUGAUUUGGAAACUAAAUUAAGCAAGUGUAAAGAUGAUCUUUAUGAUGAUAUUUCUUCAUUUAAUUCAUAUUAUAUGGAACCUCCAGUUAAACUCAUCGACGCUCCCUCUUGGUUUGAGAAUAAACAGAAUUAA
Theileria annulata is the source of this 342-nucleotide messenger RNA. RefSeq lists its product as uncharacterized. The transcript has 2 exons. NCBI's taxonomy places the organism in Eukaryota, Apicomplexa, Aconoidasida, Piroplasmida, Theileriidae. The coding region runs from base 1 to 342 and encodes 113 amino acids. The record is from RefSeq and is a predicted model, not a curated record.